Lycium barbarum (goji berry) is the source of this 510-nucleotide messenger RNA. RefSeq lists its product as uncharacterized. The coding region runs from base 1 to 510 and encodes 169 amino acids. The record is from RefSeq and is a predicted model, not a curated record. The transcript has 2 exons. Lineage: Eukaryota; Viridiplantae; Streptophyta; Magnoliopsida; Solanales; Solanaceae.
AUGACCGGUUUGUGCAAAUCACAGUGGGAGAAAGCUAGUAAUCGUACGUCAGGAAGUUAUGAGUAUAUCGACAUUAAUGUGGCCGGUAAUCGCUACAUUAUUGAGGUUUCAUUAGCUGGGGAAUUUGAAAUCGCUCGAGCAACGCCUUGUUACACCUCAUUGCUCAAAAUUUUCCCUCAAGUUUUUGUUGGCAAAAUAGAAGAGUUGAAGCAAGUGGUGAAAAUUAUGAGUAGAGCCAUGAAGAAAUCUAUGAAAAAAAUGGAUAUUUAUGUGCCACCAUGGAGAAGACUUGCUUAUAUGCAAGCUAAAUGGUUUGGAUCUUAUAAGAGAACAACAAAUGAGUUUAAAACAAAUGAAAAUUAUGAAAAGAGUACUUUUGAUUCUUCUUCAAAGAAGAGAGCUGUUGGAUUUGUGCCAAUGCCAACAAUUUCUUUCUAUUGCAGAGAGAAUAUUAUUGCUUCUAAUAGUGGCAUUAAAAUGGGAAAUUUAGCUGCAGCUUUGAAUGGAUAA